This is a messenger RNA of Loa loa (African eye worm), 1867 nucleotides long. RefSeq names its product MAGUK p55 subfamily member 7. Bases 147 to 1679 code for a protein of 510 amino acids. Gene Ontology annotation, cellular component: plasma membrane; cell-cell junction. The record is from RefSeq and is a predicted model, not a curated record. NCBI's taxonomy places the organism in Eukaryota, Metazoa, Nematoda, Chromadorea, Rhabditida, Onchocercidae. Gene Ontology annotation, molecular function: protein binding. The transcript has 9 exons.
GCCAACUUAUCGCGAGAUCACUCAACUAUGUAUUAUAAUGAUUUCGAAAUCUAAAAAAAAUUAAAAAUUAAAACACUUCUUUUGGUUAUCAGCAUAUAUAGACCUAUUUUUGUCAAGGUUUAAUCGUCAGAAGGCGACAUUUCGGGAUGAACGUUGAGGUGACAAGUUUGAAAGCCAAUAUGGAUAAUUUGUGGCAAUGUUUACAUGCCUUGUUAAAACGUAUUGAGCAGUUGGAAGGUACCGCCAAUUUGAAUAGAAAGCAACAUUAUGAUGCCAAUAACAGCCCAAAAAGAAUCAAUGGUACCUUUGAUGAACUCGUGUCACUAAAUGACAACAAAAAGAGAAAUGAUGAAGAUGCUGAUGUAAAGGUGGUCUGUAACGAAACGGUAACAGAAGAUCCGGAAACGGGUAUAAGAAAGCGUACAGUGGUAACGGAACGAGUAGUUACAACCAAAGCAUUCCAUGUCAUACCGAUCAAGGAUGAUCUGGAUCACUCAGUAACGACAGUUAAUGAAAGCGCAGUACUUCAUGAUGAUAAAUCAAAAAUGUCCUGUACAACGGAUUCAAUUCGUAAAAAUGGUGAAAUAUCAUCUCCCUUGUCAAUGGAAAUAUUAUCCACAACGACUGCAAGAACCAUACAACUUAGUUAUAAUCCAUUCCGUGAAAUUGACUACGAUCGAGUUGCCAAUUUGAUCAUUAUUACCCGAGUGAAGCCAGACUCCGUUGCCAAAGAUAUUCGUGCAGGCGAUGCGAUCGUUGAAAUCAAUGGGAUAUCUGUCACCCAGAUCAAGCGGUUAACGGAGCUGAAAGGUAGCAUAAUACUGAAAAUAAUGCCAGCACCUCUGCAUCAGGGGCCAUCAGUUUAUUACCGUGCAAUAUUGGAUUAUGAUGGUUCACAUGAUAGUCGUGUACCAACUAAUUUCAGUGUUCUGAAUUUGAAAAAAGGUGAUGUUAUCCAAGCGUUCAGCAUGGAUUCUAAUUGGAUUCAGGGGCGGAAAGUGAAUGAUUUAAACCAAUCAGGGCUGUGCCCAGUGAAUAUACUUGGUGAGCAGGUCUCAAUGCUUUCCCCUUAUGGUCGGCGAGUUUUGGUGUUAUUGGGUGUUCCAGGUGUUGGACGCAGAACUCUCAAAACGAUGCUUCUGACUCAUAUGCCUCAAUACUUUGCAACUGCCACUCCUUAUACUUCUCGUGUUCCAAAACCUAACGAAUUGGAAGGUCGCGAGUAUUAUUUCCGCACGAAGGAGGAAAUGUUAGAGAGAAUUCGGGCUGGUGAUAUGAUUGAAUGGGGAGAACUAGAUGAACAAUUUUACGGCACUAGUCUGGAAACAAUACGAAGCUGCAUUCGAAGCGGACGAGUUUGUUUGUUGGAUUGUGGACCGCAAGCUUUGCCACAUUUAUACAAUGCAGAAUUUAUGCCACUUGUUGUAUUGAUUUCUCCUCCGGAAAUUGACGAUUUUCGACAAAUAAAUAAGCUUCGACCGCGGCCUUACACCGAAGAGCAGAUGAAAGCUUAUAUUUUGGAAAAUAAGAAACUGAUGGAGAGCAGUUAUGCCAAAAUGUUUCAUAUUGUUUUGGUGAAUAGGAACUUAGACGUCACUUUCAAAAGGCUGAUGGAGACUUUGAGUGAACUGAGAGAUGAAGUGCAAUGGGUGCCAGAAGCUUGGCUGCAUCGAAGAUGAACGGUUUUUUUCUUUUGAAUAAAUUGAGUUUAAACCCCUUUUUUGAUUUCGCAUUUCAUUUUGUAAGUCAAAGGAUACAUUCCCAGUGAAUUUUCGGAUUAUUUUUCGAUUGCUGAGAUAUUUUAUAUAGUGCGAAUUGUUCCAGUUUCUAAUUCAUGAGAUGGGACGUUAAUGUUUUAAACCGGCAA